AUGGAUAAGCUAUACGGAAACUAUGAUAAAGUAUUUGAAAAAUAUAAAAACAACAAUUUGUACAAAAGGAAAAAUGAAAAGGAAGAGGUAGAGCAGGGCAGCAAAAAGGAGGCGAAGGAAAAGAAGGCACCAGAAAAGAAGGUAACCGAAAAGAAGGUAACCGAAAAGAAGGUAACCGAGAGGAUGGUACCUGAGAAGAAGGCGCCAGAGAAGAAGACGAAAAAGGUAAACAACUCCCUUUCAAGCGAAUCUCCACAGGGUCUACUAUCUCACCAAGAAAAUGCGACGCAAGGUAUCCUGCCCGAUUGUGCCCCCAAGGGUAAAAAGAAUAACGAGAAGGUCGGAAAUAGAAGGGGCAACAGUGUGAGUACUAGCCAAGUCAACAAUAACAUGAAUUGCAGUAUAAGUCCCAAUCUAAACCCGAACCGUCACAGUGUUCCAAGCAACCAUACCAACCGAGAUACUCACCCGAGGGAGCGCUCCGUGAAUGAGUACAAAAUCAGGAAGAAAGUGAGCAUAGAAAUAAACCAGAAAAUUUACAGCGACUCUGAGAAGACACAUUUUGAUGACAAAGCAUUUUUAAAGAACAACUUUGGAAUUUGCGAAAAUAAUCAGAAUCAGAAUAUGAAAAAAAAAAAAGUGAAAAAUGAUGACCAAAAGGCAAGAAAAAUGUUAAACAGAAAAAACAAAACCAAGCUUUUUGUAAAUUUGCUAUUUGUCAUGUACUAUAUAUUCUUCCUUUUCCAUUACAUCAUCGAAAUUCAAGUAUAUCAAGUUUACAACAUCGUUAUUAACACCUUUACAAUUAUAAUUAUUACGGUACUUUUGAGUUAUAUAUACUUUUUGCGCACACGCAAUAAAACUUUAAAAAAAAUAAUUUUCUACAUAACUACGUACAUAAAUUUACUGUAUUGUUUGCACAUUUAUAAUACCUUCACUUAUUGGUUAAAUAUUUAUUUGAACUUUACGAUGAGUAAGAGGAUUUAUUUAAAAUACCAAACAUUAUUUAAGAAUAUCUCCUUUGUAUUUUCCUACUUCAGUUUUGAUGAAGUUUUUUUUUUUCUUUUAAUUUUUUAUGGCCUCUUUUUCCUCACCACCUCCACCUUAACCUUUACGCUGUUUUAUUACAUAUACAACUUUAUAAAUUAUUCCUUUUGA
This is a messenger RNA of Plasmodium knowlesi strain H, 1158 nucleotides long. Its product is annotated as conserved Plasmodium protein, unknown function. The record is from RefSeq and is a predicted model, not a curated record. The coding region runs from base 1 to 1158 and encodes 385 amino acids. The transcript has a single exon. Lineage: Eukaryota; Apicomplexa; Aconoidasida; Haemosporida; Plasmodiidae.